UUGACGUCACACAUUCACUCCUUUGCACCGCGCGCUGCCAUAGAGCCGCAGUACAGAGCCAGGCGCCGAGAGACAGACAGCUUGAAUUAACAGCAGCCGACUCGAACACUUCCUUUAAGCGCUAUUGAAAAUUUGGAAAUCAAACCUGCGAGGAAACCGUGGUUCAAAAACCAAAACCCGGUGAAUCCUCGCGGCAAACGAGACACCUUUCAACUCAGCGGAAGAGAGGCUUAGGUGAGUGGUCACCAUGGCACCCUUCCUGCGUAUCACCUUCAAUGCUUAUGACAUUGGCGUUCUGCCUCCUCUGUCUGAUCCUCCCAUCUGCGCCAUCAAGAUGAAGGAGUCUGUCAACACAGAGCGAGGAAAGACCUUGGUCCAGAGGAAGCCCACCAUGUAUCCAGCCUGGAAGUCCACUUUUGAUGCUCACAUUUACGAGGGACGUGUCAUAGAAGUGGUCCUCAUGCAGAGCGCUGAGGAGCCAUUGGCCAAGGCCACAGUGGGAGUGUCUGUACUGGCAGAACGCUGUAAGAAGUCCAAGACCAGCAACCGUGCUGAGUUCUGGUUGGACAUGCAUCCUUCAGGGAAGGUCCAGAUGGCUGUACAGUUCUUCCUGGAGGACACUGAUGCAGCGUCGUGUCAGCCAUCAGUGAAGGUUUCUCCUGAGGAUGGAGUCACGACCCUCAACAGGAGGAGAGGAGCUUUUAAGCAGCCCAAGGUUCACUUUAUCAAGAACCAUGAGUUCACCGCCACCUUCUUCGGCACGCCCACUUUCUGCUCUGUCUGCAGAGAGUUCGUCUGGGGCCUGAACAAGCAAGGUUACAAGUGCAGACAAUGCAAUGCGGCAAUCCACAAGAAAUGUAUCGACAAAAUCAUCGGCAGGUGCACUGGGUCAGCGACCAACAGUCGUGAAACUGUGUUCCAGAAAGAGCGCUUCAAGAUUGAUAUGCCGCAUCGCUUCAAACAACAUAACUAUAAGAGCCCCACUUUCUGUGACCACUGUGGCAGUCUGCUCUGGGGUCUCUACAAACAGGGCCUUAAAUGUGAAGACUGUGCCAUGAACGUACACAGUUACUGUCAGAAGAAAGUGGCCAAUCUGUGUGGAAUUAACCAGAAACUACUGGCAGAGGCUCUGUCUCAAAUCAGCCAGAAAUCUAUGAAGAAGUCUGAUGACUCCAAUAAAGCAGAUAUUGGGAUCUAUCAAGAAAUCAGUAAUGCAACAGCAGACCCUAGUGCAGAUGAGGGCGUGAGCCCAACCCCAGCUGCAGCUACAGUUCCCCAGGUACGCCUCAGCAUGAACCACCUGGUAUUCCACAAGGUGCUGGGAAAAGGCAGCUUUGGCAAGGUGCUGCUGGCAGAGCUGAAAGGGCAGGGCCAGUACUUUGCUGUGAAGGUUCUGAAGAAGGAUGUCGUUCUCAUGGAAGACGAUGUGGAGUGCACCAUGGUGGAGAAGAGAGUCUUGGCCCUCGCCUGGGAGAACCCCUUCCUCACACACCUCUACUCCACAUUCCAGUCUAGAGAGCACCUCUUCUUUGUAAUGGAGUACCUGAAUGGAGGCGACUUGAUGUUCCACAUCCAAGACAAAGGCCGCUUCGAUCUCAACAGAGCCACAUUCUAUGCUGCUGAGAUAAUCGUAGGACUGCAGUUCCUCCACUCAAAAGGAGUUGUCUACAGAGACCUGAAGCUGGACAACGUGAUGCUGGACAAGGACGGACACAUAAAGAUAGCAGACUUUGGCAUGUGCAAAGAGCGUAUGUUUGGGGACGCCAGAGCCACCACAUUUUGUGGGACACCAGACUAUAUCGCACCAGAGAUCCUGCUAGGACAGAAGUACACCUUCUCAGUGGACUGGUGGUCUUUUGGUGUGCUGGUGUACGAGAUGCUGAUCGGUCAGUCACCUUUCCAAGGUGACGAUGAGGAUGAGCUGUUUGAGUCCAUCAGGCACGACACCCCUCACUACCCUCGGUGGUUAACCAAGGAGGCCAAGAACCUAAUUGAACUGUUGUUUGAGCGAGAGCCCAGUCGCAGGUUGGGUGUGGUGGGAGACGUCCGUGCCCAUCCAUUCUUCAAAACCAUCAACUGGACAGUACUGGAGAAAAGAGAACUGGACCCUCCUUUUAAGCCCAAAGUGAAAUCCCCCAGUGACUGCAGCAACUUUGACCGAGAGUUCCUGAGCGAGAAGCCGCGGCUCUCCCACGCCGACAAGAACCUCAUUGAUUCCAUGGACCAGGCAGCAUUCGCUGGCUUUUCCUUCAUCAACCCCAAACUGGAAAACAUGAUAAGCAAAUGAAAAAAGAAAAUGGCUUCUCUGGAAACACACACUUAGCCCAGCAUUUUGAAAUAGCUCUUAUCAUGUUCCUUUUAUCUUCAUAUGGUCUAAGUUCAACUGAAUGGAUAACAAGAACCUAAAAAGAUUUGGCUGUGACUUCUUCAGUUCCUCUAUCAGAGGAUGAGGGA
This is a messenger RNA of Perca flavescens (yellow perch), 2454 nucleotides long. Its product is annotated as protein kinase C delta type. The transcript is spliced from 17 exons. Lineage: Eukaryota; Metazoa; Chordata; Actinopteri; Perciformes; Percidae. The coding region runs from base 248 to 2287 and encodes 679 amino acids. Gene Ontology annotation, molecular function: ATP binding; diacylglycerol-dependent serine/threonine kinase activity. The record is from RefSeq and is a predicted model, not a curated record. Gene Ontology annotation, biological process: protein phosphorylation.